AUGUGUCUUGAUGUUCACUGCUAUGUUAGCGGACCGAAUUCUUUACUAGACCUUGUUGCAGAGUUCAGAUACUACAUUUUCGCAAAGGAAUUGCCAUUGGUUCUUGAAGCAGUGUUGUAUGGGGAUCGGGUUCUAUUCAGUCAACAUAAAGAGUUAAUGGAUGCAUUUGUUCGGGUCUUUUUUCACUCAAGUUCAAGAAAGUACAACCGAGUAGAGUGUUGGGGUCCUCUCAAAGAUGCUGCUAAGGGAAGAGUAGGGGAUCAAAUGCAAGGUUUAUUUGGAGGAAACAUGGAAUCAUCUACACCUCCAAUGUAA
Molecule: messenger RNA, 315 nt
Organism: Lactuca saligna
Lineage: Eukaryota; Viridiplantae; Streptophyta; Magnoliopsida; Asterales; Asteraceae
Source: the annotation of a GenBank genome assembly